This is a messenger RNA of Mytilus californianus (California mussel), 2166 nucleotides long. RefSeq lists its product as uncharacterized. The transcript has 2 exons. NCBI's taxonomy places the organism in Eukaryota, Metazoa, Mollusca, Bivalvia, Mytilida, Mytilidae. The coding region runs from base 703 to 1302 and encodes 199 amino acids. The record is from RefSeq and is a predicted model, not a curated record.
UUUUAAAGGCAGUGCUUUAAUGCCUUUCUAGUUGCCGUGUUAAUAUUUCUUUCCGCGAUAUCCAACUUAUCUACGUGGGGGGUCAUUUAGCUCCAAGUAGAUCCGGAAAAUGUUGAUUCUCUCCUCUUCUUAUUGUGGUAUAAAAUGUUUUUUGUCUCAUUUCAUUUACAUUGGGAAAUAGAGAAACGAUCAUUGUGUUUUGUUAGUUUUAAAAACUUUUGAUAUAUUUGUAUUUUACAUUAUAAGCAGUCAACCGAUUGACAAACUAGAAUUAUUUGAAUUCCGUAUGGAAAGAGGUCGGGUUAAUUUCGAGUGUUAUCUGCAAUCUAGAUGUUUAUAAAUCAUUUCAGUCGUUGAUAUAAUAAUUAAAGGUCGACUGAACAUGAAUUAUAUUAUACAAUUUAAAGCGCAUUUCUGUUUAUGCACGCGAACCCGUCUAACGUUAUUGUUAUUUCGCAGUUAUAUAAAGUAGCAAAUUAUCGUUCCUGAAUAGGUGGCGCCGUGGUAGCCGAUCCUGUACUUCAACUUCCGGUUUCUGCACUGUGCAACUAUUACAGUUGCAUUUUUAAUUAACGAUGCCAAGUACUUGUUGUUGUGUACCUGGAUGUCAUUUAAGAGGAGGACAUGCAUUUCCAAAUGACUUAAAAAGAAGGAAAAGUUGGAUCAACGCCAUGGCCCAUACGCAGAUUGGACGAGAACACGAUGAAAUCGUGGAGUCCAUCUCAAUCAGCUGUUGUUUGCAAGGCACAUUUUACUGAAAAAGACUACGUGCAGGAAACUAUUCAUGGGCACAAACCCACCGUACAGAGACUUAAGUCUACUGCCAAUCCCAGCCUAUUUUCCUGGACCAAGCAAGAGACUGAAUCGUCUGCAAAAAGAAAAAUCAGGGCAGUUUCCUGUGAAAACAAAAGAACUAAACUUGAUGAAUAUUGUAGUAGAAAUCUAGAGGAAAGUUUUGAUUGUAAAGUUGGUUUUCCUGAAGAAGUAAUUCAUACUGCAGACAGGAUUUAUGACUGUCCACCACCAACUGCCGAGCUAAUGUUGAGCUUCACAGAUGGAAUUACGCAAACACCAUCAAUGCCUAUAUUUUCAGCAGAGAAUUUUGAAAUGAAGACCCGUGACACAGCCAUGCAUUUUUAUACCGGUUUAGAGUUGUAUACUAAAUUUUUAUUUGUUUUGACCACACUUGGUCCAACAGCACAUUGUUUGAGAUACAUAUAUUUUCAAAUUGAUAGGGUGUCAUUUGAAAAUCAGUUUUUUUAUGACUUUGAUGAAAUUGAUGCAUUAUACAACCAACUUUGAACUGUCUAGAUUCUAGAUUGAAACUAGUGUUAAGAAUAUUGUGUAAACAUGGAUUGUUUUUAUGUCUAAACAGUGGCGUGAGGCUAACACUUGGCCAUUUAGUGGUUUAGUCAGGUAUUUUUCGCCAUCCAACUUAGAAUUAAAGUUUCCUACAACUUGGAUUAUCAUUGACAGCACAGAAUAUCCCGUGAUAAAACCUAAAGCUCCUAGAGCUCAGGCAACCUUUUCAUCAUAUAAAAACAGAAACUCUGAAAAUACUUGUAUGUUCGACACCUGGUGGUUUAGUCAACUAUGUCUCUAAUGCAUAUGUUGAUUGUACCAGUGACUGUGAAAUAGUUGAAAGAUGUAGAAUAGUUCAAUUAUGUGAUCCAGGUGACAGUGUGAUGGCAGACAAAGGUUUAAAUGUGCAAGAUUUGUUUGCUCACUUUUUUCAAAAAAAGAAACAGAAUUAGUUCCAAAACUCUUAUACGGGAUAGAAAAGUCUCCAAUUAACACGUGCACAUAGAGCUAAUUAUUGGACUUGGCAAAACACAAAAUUCUAAUAAAUCCUAUGAAUGGAACUGAAACAAAACUUUCAUCUGAAAUAACAUUUAGUUGUUUUAUGUUGUGUAAUUUUAGAACUUGUAUUGUGCCAAAGGAUGCAUAAAUAAAAGUGACGCAAUGAAGUUUGUUCUGAUAUAUAUAUACAAAUAUUAUUUACAAUUACAUGCACAUGUAAAUUGUAAUGCAUAUAAAAAUAAGGAGAUGUGGUAUGAUAUUCAGUGAGUUUAUCGAACCAAAGUGCAUAAGAAAUGGGUUAAGCAGUUACAGGUGUUACUGUCACCAUACAAUCUCCAACAAUUAGAAAAACUUGUACAUGUAAAA